This is a messenger RNA of Penicillium angulare, 1536 nucleotides long. RefSeq lists its product as uncharacterized. Gene Ontology annotation, molecular function: carbohydrate:proton symporter activity. The transcript has 13 exons. Gene Ontology annotation, cellular component: membrane. Gene Ontology annotation, biological process: transmembrane transport; carbohydrate transport. The record is from RefSeq and is a predicted model, not a curated record. Bases 1 to 1536 code for a protein of 511 amino acids. NCBI's taxonomy places the organism in Eukaryota, Fungi, Ascomycota, Eurotiomycetes, Eurotiales, Aspergillaceae.
AUGUCCUUCCUCACAGGGUGGCAUUUGCAAUGGGCUAUCACAGCCACUGCCGGCAGUGGCUUCCUACUUUUCGGUUAUGACCAAGGUGUUAUGUCUGGUCUGCUGACAGGCGAUGCCUUCACUGCGAGAUUCCCUGAGAUUGACACCACGUCAAAGGGCCAUGGAAGUUCAUCCCUUCAAGGAACAGUAGUCGCUAUCUACGAAAUCGGUUGUUUCUUGGGUGCCAUCAUCUCAUUAUUUUCUGGUGAAAAACUUGGUCGACGAAAAUGCAUAUUGGCAGGAUGCGUUAUCCUGGGCAUCGGUGCUGCUCUUCAAUGCAGCGCUUACGGAAUUCCUCAAUUGAUUGUCGGACGUAUCAUUGCUGGCGUUGGCAACGGUCUCAACACAAGUGCGAUUCCUGUCUGGCAUUCGGAGUUGAGCAAAGCUGCGAGCCGUGGUAAAGGGUUAGCUAUUGAACUGGGAAUCAAUAUCUUUGGUGUGAUGAUGUCCUACUGGAUCGACUACGGCUUUUCAUUUGUUGAGAGCGAGGUUCAAUUUCGCUUCCCAAUUGCCUUACAGAUUCUUUUUGCGAUAGUCACCUUUUUUGGUGCUCUCUUCCUUCCCGAGUCUCCUCGUUGGCUCAUCAAACACGGUGAAGAAGAUAAGGCUCGUCAUAUCAUUUGGAGACUUCAAGAUAACGCCGAGGAAAUCGAUACCAGCGAUUCUGUUGUUGCCAUUGAUGUGCGCGAAAUAUCGCAAGCUAUUAGAGAAGAGACGGAGGCUUCAGCUGAAGGAUCCUUCAAGCUCAUCUUCCAAAAUGGCGACCAGAAAUUCCUGUAUCGGACACUUCUCGGUAUGGGUGGACAAAUGAUGCAACAAAUCUCAGGCAUUAACUUAAUUACCUACUAUGCUACUGAGAUCUUCGAAGAGUCCGUGGGAAUGGACCAUAACCUGGCUUUACUUAUGUCGGGAUUUAAUGGAAUCGCUUACUUUUUCUCUGCCUUGGUUCCCAUCUGGGUUAUCGACCGGCUUGGUCGGCGCAAACUUAUGAUGUUCGCCGUAGUCGGACAGGGCUGUUGUAUGGCUAUCCUGGCAGGCACUGUCUGGAAUGGUGGCCACGCUGCAGGUGUUGUCGCGACAAUGAUGUUGUUUUUGUUCAAUUUCUUUUUUGGAGUUGGUCUCCUUGCUAUUCCUUGGCUUUUACCUGCUGAAUACGCGCCCCUGGCUAUCCGAACUCAAGCCGCUGCUCUUGCGACCGCUACCAACUGGAUCUGCACCUUCUUGGUCGUUGAGAUCACCCCCGUCAGCAUUGCGAAUAUUGGAUAUCGCACUUACAUCUAUUUUGCUAUUUUCAACUUCUGCUUUCUCCCUCUCAUUUAUUUCUUCUACCCCGAGACGCGCAAUCUCACUCUGGAACAGAUCGACAAACUCUUCACUGGAGGAAAAGUCAACCUCUACUGGCAAUCUUCUAUGGGUAUGGCUGGAGAUGUGGAUUCUCGAAUUACCCAAGGAAAGGAAGUGGAAGCAGCAGCUUCUGAUGCUCAACAUGUUGAGUAA